Messenger RNA from Coregonus sp. 'balchen', 2927 nucleotides. NCBI's taxonomy places the organism in Eukaryota, Metazoa, Chordata, Actinopteri, Salmoniformes, Salmonidae. The record is from the annotation of a GenBank genome assembly.
UUCACCCGUACUGCAGUUUCUAGGAAAGGUAAUUGUGAAAUUAGACUAAAGACACCACCCACUCUGACUGCAUCACCAGCUGCAGAUGGAGCCUGUCCUCCUGACAUCAACCCUCUGACUCUGGAGCCUCCUGUGGUGGUGGUGAGACACGGGGAUCCACUGGAGGUCAACUGCAGCACGUUGUUCAACACCCACCUGGGGAUGCACUGGGUUUCUACAGAGGGAAAAACAAGCUUGGAGGAAGAUAGACAGUUUGUCACCUGGAACGUGGCUGGGGUGGACUGGGGUACACAGGCUCAGUGCAACAUAAAGUUGAAUGGGAGUCUCCAAUGCAGUCAAGACCUUACUCUCACUGUGUACAGUAAGUGUGUCCCAUUGAAUAUGAGUAGAUUCAUUAGGAAAACGUCACCGUUUAGCAAGUAUGAAAUAUAGUGACUGGACUAUUGAAGUCCACUCACUAUACAAUUAACACAUAUAAGCAGGAAGUGUACAGGAUUUUUUAAAAAGUGUGGAAAACAAUUAUUGAGAAAGGUUUUUCUAUCACAGAGACUCCAGACAGCGUCUCCAUCUCUGUUCUGAGCCACUCUGGUCCCAUGGUGGAGGGGACAGAGUACCAGCUGCAGUGUGACAUACAGAACAUCGCUCCUCUACAGAACCUGGUUGUGAAGUGGUACAAAGGGAAUGAACCCGUAGGUAAUGUAACUUACAGUAACAUCAUUAAGACACCAGUGAAUGUGUCAGCUACUCUGAUGAUCACCCCCAGUAGAGAUGAUGAUGGAGCUCAGUAUAGAUGUGGAGCAGAACUGGACCUGGGACCAGAGGGACCACAACCCCAUCCUACAGUGACAUCAGAACCUCUCAACAUUACUGUGCACUGUGAGUUUAUCAAUACUCGAUCUUGCCUCUGUACCCCUGACCAGGAGGGAAAUUCUACAACUGUAUACGUUUAAACUGUCUAAAAGCCCCUCCUUUUCUCCUCAGACGCUCCUAAGUUCCUUCCAGGGAAUGACACAGUGGUGGUGAGUGCAGGUAGUGAUGUGUCUCUGGACUGCAGUGCUGAGGGGAACCCUCCUCCUGAGCUGAAGUGGACCAACAACACUGCAGAGGGAAAUGCCAAUGAGACCACUGUAGGGCCCCUGCGUACUCUCUCUAUCUCCAGAGUAACAGCUAAUGCAACUUACAACUGCACAGUCACAAAUAGACUGGGCUCCAUCACCAAGCAAAUGCAUGUCCUUGUAGAAGUACCUCCACAACAACAGCCAACGAUGUUCCCCACAUUACCCACAACUCCAGGAGCUACGACCACCCUCCCAGCAGCAGCCAAGCCAAAAGGUAUUUACCAGCUCAUCUCUGCGCUCACAUUAUUUAAUUCACCCUCACUUACCUCACAAGGCAGAACAGUUUAUAUUUGAUGUGGAUUUGACAUUAAUGUCUUCAUUCUUGUAUGUUUUUACAGUAGUUACCUCUCCUCUUGAGCUCAACCCUCCCAGAGUGGUGGUGAGAUAUGGAGACUCAGUCUCUGUCAACUGCACCACAUCAUCCACAGUCCACGAGGGGAUGGGCUGGGAGGCCACAUACGGAGGUACAGGUUUUGAACAAGAUGUUAACAUUGUCACCUGGACUGUGGAUCAUCUUACUGAUUGGACAAUAGAACCUAAAUGCUACAUGACCCUCACUAACAGCGACCAACCCAUAGAAGUGCUUCCAGUCAUUCUUUACAGUGAGUAUUUUCCUCCUUGUGAAUGUGAAAGUUAUAUUUAACUGUAUAUCAGCAUUGAGGGUGUUUUACCUUGUUGACCUCCUCUACAGAGACUCCAGACAGCAUCUCCAUCUCUCCUCUGAGCCACUCUGGACCCAUGGUGGAGGGGACAGUGUACCAGCUGCAGUGUGACAUGCAGAACAUCGCUCCUCUACAGAACCUGGUUGUGAAGUGGUACAAAGGGAAUGAACCCGUAGAUAAUGUAACUUACAGUAACAUCAUUAAGACACCAGUGAAUGUGUCAGCUCCUCUGAUGAUCACCCCCAGUAACAUCAGUAAGACACCAGUGAAUGUGUCAGCUACUCUGAUGAUCACCCCCAGUAGAGAUGAUGAUGGAGCUCAGUAUAGAUGUGGAGCAGAACUGGACCUGGGACCAGAGGGACCACAACCCCAUCCUUCAGUGACAUCAGAACCUCUCAACAUUACUGUGCACUGUGAGUUGGCUAUUAAUCUUGAUCUUUAUCAUGAUCAUAAAUCAAAAACAGCACCACAUGACAGGUUUAGCUUCCAGUUGACUCAUUUCGAGUUGAUACUCCUUCUCGCUUUCUCUCCAUUUGCAGACAAGCCAGUGAUUGAACGUCUAAACCUGCACAGUCAUGUGAAUGAGAGUUCCACCCUGGACAUGAUCCUUUAUACUGUCAAUGGGAAUCCUCCCCCUAACGCUGUGUGGUACCAAGAGGGCAGACAGGUCAAUGCCUCUGCACCCCUGGCCAGGUCGGACUCAGGCCAGUAUGUCAUCACGAUCACCAAUGACAUAGGCAGCACCAACUCUACUGUUCACAUCACAGUGGAAUGUAAGUGUGUGAGAUCUAGUAUUGUAUUGCGAGAUGAGAUCUAUCAGAUUGUUUCCUGUAAGAUGCUUUUCUAUCUCCAUCUGUUUUCAAAUUGAGAAAAUCUAUGCUGAAUAUUUCUCUCCCUACUCUUUUCAGAUGCCCCCAAGUUUACCUGUCCUGAUCAAUAUAUUUUUAAAGAGAAUGAAAAUCACAACCUCUUAGUCACCUGUACAGUUGAUGGCAACCCAUCUUCUAAAAUCACCUGGUAUAAAGCCCAACAGAAAGUGGAUAUCCCUCAAAGUCUGACUAGGGAAAACAGAGGGGAGUACACCCUGGUUACAAACAACAAACAUGGACAAGCCUCUCACACGCUUGUUAUUGACGUCUUGUGUAAG